AUGCUCUCCACCACAACAUCCCUGCGUGAAUUCUACAAGGUCCAUGAAGAAGAUGAAAUACAGCCUUUAUCGCCCAAUGGUGGCAUCCCGAAAUUCGUCAACUUCGGUCCUGGAGACCGCGGAGUGGGCAUGCCGCCAGUGUUCUUCCAAGAUCCGAAGCCCAAACCAGGUGUAAAGGGACAGAUUCAUGCGUGGGGGAUCUAUCCCCAAAAUGAAGAGAAUAAUGCCCCGGAAUACUACCGAGAUGGCUCUCUUUACGGCCCGGAGGGUUCGGGGGCAAUCGACUCUGUUCAUAUUGCGCAGGUUGGCUACGACUGCCUGCCUGAUGACAAAUAUACUCUCGCACAUCUGUUCUCAAAAGAAGGCGACCAGAUUGGAUACCUGUAUGACUUUGGAGAUAAAUGGCGUCAUGAUAUCGUCGUAGAGAAGAUCUUCCCGCGUGAACAAUCGUACGGACGUGCGGAAAUACUAGAAGGCAAGGGAAUGUGCCCCGGCGAGAAUAUGGGCGGUUCUUUUCAAUAUUCUGAUUUCCUGUCGGAGUACGACUCUAUGUCCCAUCAUGACAACGCGAGCGCGAGAUCCUCGCCACACACGUCCUUCGGAAAGCCGCCCUCGCUCUUCGACCCGGACACAUUCGACCUCGCCGGUGCGAAUGCGCGGCUCGCGGAGGCGCUCGCGACCCAGAACUCGGUGCGGUCCGGCGCGAAGAAGUACCACAUGCCCUUCGCGCCGAUGGACCAGUACAAGGCGAUGCGCGCGCGGGACCUGGGCAAGGGCGAGCACGUCGUGCACCAGCACGAGGGGGACUACGGCGGGUUCUGGGAGGAGACGAAGACGGAGCGCAAGGACAGGAAGAGCGAGGCCGCGUGCGCGGCGUGUGGAAACCCAGACGCGAAGGCGCUCAAGGUGUGCAGCGGCUGCAAGCAGAUAAUGUAUUGUUCUCCGCAGCACCAAAAGGCUCACUGGAAGACAGUUCACAAGAACCAGUGUAGCCGCGAGUUCCUGAAGUGA
Molecule: messenger RNA, 1011 nt
Organism: Fibroporia radiculosa
Lineage: Eukaryota; Fungi; Basidiomycota; Agaricomycetes; Polyporales; Fibroporiaceae
Exons: 12
Coding region: 1-1011 (336 amino acids)
Source: RefSeq, a predicted model, not a curated record